GCUCAGUUCUGUAUUGUGAAUGUAACCAACUAGUUAUCAUAGUUAACUUCAUUCUAGAUAUAUUGUCGGCCAUAUUGCUGUGAAUGAAUUGUGCGUUAGAUUGAGGCUAAGAGCCCUGAAUUUUAUCAUCCAACAUCUUCUGGUUGGAAUUUUUGAUUAAAUUAUAUAGUGCCAUGGAAAAUUCGUACGGCAUAGGCGUAGCGAAUCGCUAUGCACUUUUUUUGGAUGAUGAUGCAGAUCCAUUAGAAGUAUUAAAAGUACAAGAACAAGAGAAGGAAUUGAAAAAAAAGACGAAGGUGGCCGAAAAAGAAAAUAAAAUCAAAACUGAUGUACCAGCGAAAACAAAACCUGCACAAACUGGACCACGGAAAACAAUCAAAGAUAGUCAAAAUGUGAAACCACAGGAAAAGCGGGAAGGUGAAGUGAAGAAAAAUGGCCCACCACGGAAUACGGAACAACGAGGCGAACGAAAUGUGAAAUUCUCUGGCGAAAAUCGUGAAGAACGUAAUAACAGACGCAAUCGUGAUGAUAAGUCAUCAUUUAACGGUGCAACCGAAAAUACUGCUCGUUUUAAUCGUGAUGACCGACCGCCAAGAAGAAAUGACAACCGUGGAAGUGGUGACAAUGACAAUGAAUCUGGACCACGUGGAGGACGUAGUGGAGCCGCUGGACGUGAUAAUCGUGAUGGACGUGACAAUCGGCCGCGACAACCACGUGGUGAAGGUGUACGCAGGAAUUUUGAAAACCGUGGCAAACGUGAAUUUGAUCGUCAAAGUGGAUCUGAUAAGACAGGCGUGAAACCCGUUGAUAAACGUGAUGGCGCUGGCGCCCACAAUUGGGGUUCACACAAAGAUGAAAUUGAUGAAUUGACAAAACCGGUUAUUGAUCCAAUUGACGCGACAUGGGAAACAGUUGACAAAGUUGAAGGUACAUCUUCUGAUGGAACUGAACAGAAACCUGGCGAACCAAAUGCAAAUGCGGACCCAACUAAAGCUGGCGAACCUGACGCUGCAAGUCAACCUCAAGCUCCGGCCGAAGAAGAAGUCAAAGAAUUAACAUUAGACGAAUGGAAAGCACAAAAAGCCGCUGGACGUCAAAAACCACAGUAUAAUCUACGUAAAGCUGGUGAAGGUGAGGACUUAACACAAUGGAAAAAAAUGUACGCGUUGAACAAAAAGAAAGGCGAAGAAACUGACGAAACCGACGAAGAUGAAUAUGAUGUGUCCGAGUAUCCACAACGAGUUGGCCGUCAAAAGCAUGUUUUGGACAUUGAAGUACGCUUUAGUGACUCACGGCGAGGUGGUCUAGCUGGAUCCAGAGCACGUGGUGGUCCCAGAGGUGGUCCAAGAGGAGGACCUAGAGAUGGUGGCGAUCGUGGUGAUCGUGGCGAGCGUGGAGAACGUGGUGAUCGUGGCCCCAGAGAUGGUGGUGAACGUGGCGAGCGUGGGGAACGUGGUGAGCGUGGCGAACGUGGCCCAGGUGGUGGCAACAAGGAAAGAAAGAACUUCCGAAAUAAUCCAACUGAUGAUCAGGCUCCUGGAGCAGCUGGUGCUGAGGAGCCCGCAGGCGGACGAGCUGAAAAAGGUAAUCCACGCCAGAAUGCUCGUCAAAGUGCUCCAAAAGUAGAUGACGAACAUGAUUUUCCAUCAUUGGGCUAAACCGCAACUAAACUCAACCAAAAUCGUCAACGAAAAAUCAAAAAUAAACCAGUGAUCCACCACGCAUCAAAACAAUAAAAUAAAAAAUACAAAAAUUCCUAAAAAAAUCAAAAAUAAAAGAAAAAUUUUAAAGUAAAAUGAUUUUACUCAAAAAAAAACUUAUUUAGGACAUUUUCACCUCGAAAAGAAAAUCCGAACAAAAAAAAUUGUACAGUUUGUUUUCUCUUAACUCCGUUUCAAAACACACACACAGUUCAGUCUCGACAUGAAUUCCAACCAGUGGAAAAUUUGAAUUUAUUUUUCUGUACAAAAGUAAAUUGAAAUUUUCCAUAAAGCAAAAUUGGCCUAAAAUAUGAUAACGCAUGAUUUAUAAAGAAAAAAAAUCAGCAUUUUAUGUUUCAUUCAUCAAAAUUGCUUGUGUUCAAGCUGAUUCCAGACCCCCCCUCUCUUCUGCCUCCUUGGAGCAAGAACAUCUAUGGUAUAUAUUAUAUCAUUUUAUUUUUUACUGUAUUUAUGAUGGUCACCCUUUCUGACAUCCCAAAAAAAGACCUAUUUUUUUUUAAAUUUAAUUUGUUGUUAAAUCGUGGAAUUCGUGGCCAUCAUAUAAAGUUUAUCAAAAAAAUUGUGUGGAAUCAUCUCAAAAAAUAAAAUUUGCCCAAAAAAGUUUAUGAGUAAGUCGCUUUUUUCUUUUUUUUUUUUUUUUAAUAAAUUAUGUAUAAAAAUUCUUUUUGGAACAUGCGCAAAACAUAUUCAAAUAUACAGGGUGGACCAUUUUAAUAUAUUAUUUCUAAUAGCUUGUUUUGUAGUUAAUUCAUUAAAAAAUAACUUUGGCAAAAGACGCAGAGUUUGAUGGGCGGAUAAGUUAGUUUAGGUAAGAGUGGUUGUCCUGGGGUGGUAUACACUUGGCCACCCCACGAGACUUCAGGUCGGAGAAAUCGUCAAAAAAAGGCUGGCUCAAAGGAGUCCACUUCCUCGAGGUACGAACUGGGCAGUGACAGAGAAGAUGAGACAUCGUUUCCUCCUCCUCCUCACUAUGACAGCUCCUACAAUAGUUAUGAUACACUGCCAGGCCCAGGCGUUCAGCGUGCCUCCCACCUAGCCGAUAUCCUGUAGAAGUCGCAACUAUUUUGCUAAUAGAGACCCUUGGAAGUGAUAUAAGAUCUUCGGAAUGCCUACGAUUGUACUCAGAUCAUAUCUGUCUUGUAGUACCACAAGUACGUUCCGUCCUCCAUCUAAAAUUGGCCUUUUUUAAGAUAUCCUUCGAGGACCAACUUGUCAUUCGCAAAUGGAACUUCCGAAUGUCUAUUGAUACUUGUGUCCGGCAUUGUGUUCUAGCAAGCUCUUCGGCUUCAACAUUUCCUGUUGAUCUAAAUCCAAUCUGAUGUCAGAACAUGAUGUCCUCCAUCAAAUUCUACAACUUUUGUUUAAGUUAUUUUUUUUAUUGGUUAACUAAAAAAACGAGCUAUUAGCCAUAAUAGAUUAAAAUGGUCCACCUUGUACAUAAUAUAUAUAUAUAUAUAACGUAUAUAUUAAUCACACGACAAAAGAAAAAUCGCUAAGCGAUUUUUGAAAAAUUUCUGUUUGUUUUUUGGAGACAAACUCUUUAAAUUGUUUGUGUAUUGUACUUAUACUAAUACUAGAUUCGACUGAGAUCGACUUGAUUUGACGUCGACGCCGAUACUCGGUUGGGUCGCGAGGUAUCAUUAAAAGAUACGCAUAUAAAUUAUGUGCACAUGCGUACAUGCGUCGUGUUAAUAUUUAAAAAAAAAAAACAUAGUUUUUCUUUGGACUUGUUAAUUGUGAAUUUUUGAACUGAAUAUUAUAAAAAUAUAGCUCUAUAGUUUUAUAUUAAUGCAAAA
This is a messenger RNA of Chrysoperla carnea, 3517 nucleotides long. RefSeq names its product plasminogen activator inhibitor 1 RNA-binding protein-like. Gene Ontology annotation, molecular function: RNA binding. The record is from RefSeq and is a predicted model, not a curated record. The coding region runs from base 174 to 1658 and encodes 494 amino acids. The transcript has 4 exons. Gene Ontology annotation, cellular component: cytoplasm; nucleus. Lineage: Eukaryota; Metazoa; Arthropoda; Insecta; Neuroptera; Chrysopidae.